AUGAAACGCUCCGCUGUUACGUACGACAUCGCCGACGGCAGAACUCGUCCGGCUAAGAGAGCUGCCACUUCUACCACCAAGAAAGCUGCUGCUUCUACUAAGAAAACUACCGCUUCUACAAAGAAGGCUUCUGCUUCCAAGGAAUCUUCCUCCAAUGGAACAGCAGCAGCGCCGCCCUCGCAACCUUUGGAUGAUUCCCUUGGAAAGCGCACCAAGACACCGUUGGGACCGAAGGGAGAGCUCAUGAUCCCGCAAGUCCUGCCGAGAGAGUCCGUCAAAGCCAUUGAAAAGCUGCUUCUACCACGAGGAUGGGUGCGCACUAUCGAUGCUACCCCAGAGCGUAGCCUCAGUCUCUCAAACAGGCGAUGGUGGGAGGCGAACGGCCUUUGGCUCGAAUCGAAUAAGAAAGCCCUGGGCUUGACUGCCAAACAGUGGAAGAUGAAAGAAGAGGCACUUGCCACAGGUUCGCCUCUCGGAGAAGACGAUGCAAACACCCCCGAAGAAUUCAUCUGCAUUUACCCGCUGGAAGACGAAGAAGACUCCAACGACGGAGACGGAGAAGACGAUGACGAUGACGAUGACGAUGACGAUGACGAAGCGAGAGGAAGCGGAAACAAAGCGAGCGCUGCAGACAAGGAAACCAAGAAAAAGGAAGCUGAAGCAAAAGAGGAGGCCCUUUGCGACCGCGUGGGAAAACUUGCUUCUCGACACCCAGAGCAUCUCUGGGUUUCUAGUCUGGGUGGCUACGAGCGGUUUAAAUGGUGGACGCAAGAGAUCUGCAAGCGAAACCAGGACGACUACUCUCUCCACGUCUACAACGACUUUAGCUGGUAUGGAACCAUCGAAGUCCUGGAGAAUUUGUUUGUGCAGUUCGAACGCGUUGUCAAGUCCAAAACCGCUCAACCUUUGGAAGUAUGGCGAGAGGUUGAAGGACUUGCAUUGCUUCUAGCCAGCGGUAACGCCGUAUUCGAAAUGUGCGAUGAUGGCGAACGGUGUGAGCGAGUUUUGGAGCUCUUUGGAUCCAUGACAAUCGCCGGUAUCGACGUGCUUCAGAAAAAGGGUCUCUUCACUAAAGAUUCCACUAUUCCCAACAUUUCGAUGAUGCUGUCUCUUCUCAUCAGAUAUGCAUGGUCGAUGGGCCGCGGCGACUUUGGCCUCGAGGAUACUGUGACUUGGAUCUUUUAUGUUUAUCAACAGACCGAGGCUGCAGGUAUAACUUUGGGUGGACCAUCUGGAUUUGAAAAGAUUCUCAAGGAGAUCAAGAACGAAGCUCCAGAACAUGAGGGAGCAUCGCUUUCCAAGGUGGCAAAGGGCACAUUCACCAGCAAGGGGUACUCCUAUGGAGGCGGUGGAGGUGGGUUGAUGUUCUAG
Messenger RNA from Trichoderma aggressivum f. europaeum, 1371 nucleotides. RefSeq lists its product as uncharacterized. The transcript is spliced from 4 exons. NCBI's taxonomy places the organism in Eukaryota, Fungi, Ascomycota, Sordariomycetes, Hypocreales, Hypocreaceae. Bases 1 to 1371 code for a protein of 456 amino acids. The record is from RefSeq and is a predicted model, not a curated record.